AUGUUCACCCUCAAAUCACUCUCUCCAUCUCGUGCAUCUCUGUCUAUCCCCUCACCAGGCGGACGGUCCAAUCCGUCCUCACCAAAUAGAUCCAAUCCCGCUUCACCGUCCACAUCACCAGGUGGGAGAUCACCAUCUUCCGAUUCAGGAUACUUUCCUACUGUGACGACUCCAACUGCACGAAUCACCAAAUCCAGACCGAUAGGGAAAGAAGAAGCUUUCAAGACCGUCAAGAACCUUGAGGAAGUGCUGAACUCUUGGAAUGAAUACAGGUUAGCAAUUGCGAAUGUUGGUAAAGCAGGUAGGAAAUUAGCUGGGGGAUUGAAAGAUCUUGCUUCAGGUGGUGUUGGUGGUGGGGAAAAGAUCGAUGUAACUUCCCAGACGAUACGACCAACGGCGAAUAUGUUAGAUAACCUAUCAGACCUGACCCUCAAGCUAUCUAGGAAGAUAGAUAAAGAGUAUGACGAGGUGAAUUCUGAUGCUUCGAAAUAUUUCAGUUUACUAGCUAAAGAAAGUCGUACGCAUGAGGCAUACCUAGGAGCAAUCGGAAAGAAACACGAUAAAGCAGAAAAGGCCUUUCGAAAAGCUUCAAAGACCCUAUCUGAGACUUCUAGUGCACAUGCUGGAUUGGUAGCUUUGAAGGAUACGUUGAGUGAGGAUAUCAAUAGAGCAAAUGAGGAUCAUCAUAUCCUAAUUGGCACCAAACAAUCUAUAAUCCUCCUCAAGAUAGCUUCUUCUUCAGGAUGCUUGGCCGAAUAUAUCUUAGCUUAUUUCUCAGAUGGAUUGAGGAAAUCGGGUCAGUCGUUCCUUGAUAUAGAGUAUUUCCGUACACUGGCAGAUAUCAAAUGGCAGUCCUCCUUACCUCCUUCGCUGGAAGAAGAACAGGCCGAAGAGAGAUAUCGCGAGAGAGUCAGAGGCGUCAAAGCGAAAGUGGCCCUCGGUGAAUUGGACCUAAUCGGGAAGGGUCUAUGGGAAAGUACAGGUGGUAUGGGUUCUGGACGGAAUAGUAUUCAAAGUACUCCCAAAGAAGCGAUGGCCAAUGUAGCAGUGGCUACUACAACCGAGAACAAUCUCAACAAACAUGAUGUUGAAGUGAAGACCGGAGGUCUCAGUUCCAGCCCAUCAGCCAAAGAGUCUUUUGAAGACAACACUCGCCAACUGUCUGACAAGAGCGACGUGAAGCCACAAUCCAUCAUUGCCCAAAAUGAAGGUACAGUCGGUUCAUCCACAGGUAAUGACACCUCCUCAGCUGAACAUCCACAAUUACGUGCAACUCCUCAACAUACCUCUCCGCCCAUACCUCAUGAUAGCAGACCAUCAUUGACUUCCCAUUCGUCCACUCCGCCAACACACAGCACCAAACCCAGCAUAAGCACCAGUACGACCUCGUCCACAUCGACCAGACCCGAUGCUCCAGAGGGUAGAAGGUCGAUCCCAUCCGGGCUGGUAGUCACGCUGAAGGAAUCUGAAUCGCCUAAAGGACCUAGGGAUAGAGAAGCGGAAAGACCUAUAUCGAGGUAUGAGGAUGCACGACCGGUUGUGGCAGCUAAUUCACCCGAGCGAGCCAGACCGGCACCGAUCCACAUUCGAGGUCAUAAUUCGAGAAGAUCAGUAUCGAACAUGGUUAAUGAAGUUCAAUCCAGACAGCCUGAUGAGGGGUACUAUAAGCAGCCUUUGCGCCAUUUAUACCAAUCACAGCAUCAGGUUUCGAAUCGGUCUUUCUCUUCAUAUUAUACUGAUCCAAGGGAAAGGUCGUUCCAGCAUCAUCAGAAUCAUCAGACGUUUAUGAGAGGUUGUGAAUUAUGUGAGAUAAAUUAUGAGAGGAUGUAA
Messenger RNA from Kwoniella botswanensis, 1830 nucleotides. RefSeq lists its product as uncharacterized. The coding region runs from base 1 to 1830 and encodes 609 amino acids. The record is from RefSeq and is a predicted model, not a curated record. The transcript is spliced from 7 exons. Lineage: Eukaryota; Fungi; Basidiomycota; Tremellomycetes; Tremellales; Cryptococcaceae.